Messenger RNA from Amoebophrya sp. A120, 10604 nucleotides. The record is from the annotation of a GenBank genome assembly. Lineage: Eukaryota; Dinophyceae; Syndiniales; Amoebophryaceae.
UGCGCUAUGGUAUGUGCGUUUUUACUUCUUUAGAAGCGCAGCUUCGGUGGGACGAGUCGUUGUAGUUGUGUAGUGUAACUCGAACAGACCGGCGCUGAGAGGCAAAAGUAAGAAGUUUCCUUUGAUGGCUACCGAAGAUCUCGCCCCCGAUCAGAUGACUUGCUUGCAUUUAUCGCUGUUCCACUUGCACUUUAUCUAUACUACUUGACCUUGAGUUUUCUUCAGCUGCAUCACAGAAAGAAUGAGCUUGAUCAUGAUCUCGCUCUCCCGCACAGUUCAAUUCUCACACAGGUCCUCCUUGGAAUAUUGCAUCUAAAAAUUCCCAGUUUAUUGAAGAAGCAGUCUUUAUAUUACCGCAAAAGUCACUUAGUUACUAUACCCAAAAGAUGCUUUUUCCACUAGAGUUGUAAUUAUGGUCGUAAUUGCAAAGGCCAUGCGACUCCUGCAUGCUGAAUUUUCAUGUAGAAGUUUAAGUUAUGGUAUUUCUUAAUUGUUGUAAUUCGCGUCGGCAGUGCAGCUCGCGCAUCGUGCAGUUGUUAUCUGUUUCAUGUGAUUCGGAUGCAGAACAAUCGGUGUUGGUUUUAUUCACAAGAAUGUGUCGCGGCGAAAGUCAGGCUCGGAGUUAUAAUAUUUGAUUUAUCGUCCGGAUUUUUAUUCUACCUUUUUGUUUUCGUCGAUCACCGUUCGUGGUGGAAAAGCCGUCGCUUAUUUUUCCUCCCGCAAAAUUGAAAUUAUAAUUAUGUCCGCUGUGGUUCCCUCUCCGUCGCCGCCGCCUUUCGAGCAUGAGGGCGGCACGCAUACUAUCAAAGCGAAAUCAAAAUCCCUUUCUGAUCGCAACAGGAGGAUCGUAUCUUGGAGUUGCAUGCCCAUGCCAUCAAAACUAGUAUUAGAAGUGAUUAAGUUACACUUUCCUGGCAGCCACAGUCCUGCUCUGAUGCUCAGCACAAGAAUUCUGGUAUGUUGUGAGCAGCAUUCCUACUAGCGCAACGCUCCUGUGAUGAAGCUUCCAGCUGUAGUCUCCAUGCGAGAACGUACGAAGACGAACUACAUCAUGAAGUGCCAGUACUUAGCCAAAAAUAAACGGGCCAAGUGCAGUCCUGUCUUCAUGAUCUAGCGUCGUAAAGCCACAAUCUGAAAGAACACGCAUUUGCAUUUUAUUGAUUUUAUUCCGUUCUUUGGGAUUAGAAUUCACUUUCCACGGGGGAUUUUUUUUCAUCGGGAUACGAACAUUGCCAACGCUGCCUCCCACCUCCACUUCAUGGGGCGAUAUGCCUCACGACUCAAGUGAUUCCGAAGAACUACUUUCGCCCGCUGGAAAGACUAUUCUAGAGGAAAGCAGACGCACACCCUUGCCAGAAAAAGUAACAAACUAUCCAGAAAAAGUAAAGAAGUAGAAAAAGAAAGCUUACUAUGCAUAGGUAUAACGAUGUCACGCAGGUACAGUUUGUUGAUUUUGAGUGACCACUGCGUGACCGUAUUAAUGCAGAGUGCGUAAUAGGAAUGACGAUAAAUAAGGCACCAAAAAGAAUUGCACCUUUGCAUUUAUUCCAUUUUUGUACUUAGACACCUGUAGCGCAGGUAUUUUGCACUGAACUCUGGUUAUACGGGUGUAGUUUUCUGCUUGAUAAAGGGCAACAAGCGCAAGGAGGAUCGAAUGGUGCGCAAAAUUUACAAAAAAUAUACAAGCAGUGGCACACCCACGGGCUCCGAUGUGGAUCUUGCCUCCUCCUCUUCGAGCAUAUGAAAACGGGCUCAGCUGCAACGAUCUCAACCGUGAUAAUUUCUAAGGCAGAAGGAGAACAGCAGGGCUAAUAGCUCUAGUCAUCUUGGUGGUGCUUGUUAUGACGAACUUCCGAACUGCGGCGAAAUGCAACUGCAACUGCCCUUGCAAAAUGAAAAUUUAUAAUAAAAGGCGCAGGCGCACUUGGAUGAUGAGUUCGAUCGUGGUGGACCGCGAGUAGUGCUAUAGACUAUUUAGUUUGCUGCCCUUGCCUUCCCUAUCGCUAUCGCACAUUCUGCAAGAAGAUAAAAUCAGGCUGUACAGUGUCACAGUCGAGGUCGUCGCGUUUGAGGAAGUGAUAAGGUAUGCACAACAAAUCCUCUGGUGGGCGUAUCCUGCGAAAACAUUGCAUUGCGUCGGACUUUCAUCUAGACUUGUUUCCAGUGGUACAACUUGGCGGAUAUUUAAACACGGAGAGGCACGUGACGCUGACGACCACGACCUCGUCAAAGAAAGAAACAAGAAGUAACCUGCGUCAUUGGUCAUGAACAUGAUCAUCGUGCCGCGCACGCGCUGUUGAGGGUCAACAUUUGUGAGCACGCCAAUUCUGCAGGAGUAGGGCCUGGCACUUGCUCGCUAGUAAUGAUCGUGCUCAAGGCGUUGACACCAGUAGCUGACACACGAUUUUUGCUGUCUUUGCCUGAUCUUUUGCUGCUUUACCGUCCCUUUUUUCAUGAAAAUAUCAGUAACUCGCUUUGUCUACAUGUAGUACAUUUCGUGAUGCACUUUUUUCAAGGGAUAGCACACCUCGUGGAUGCAGGCGGCAACCUGAACAGGCUGAGUCAUAGGUAUAAUGUACUUGAACAUCAACCACAUGUCGUGUGAUUGUGUACCUGGUUUUUACAAAAAGCUAGAAAGUUUUACUUGCUUCUGUAUAAAGCAAUGAUAGAUCUUACUUUUAGCCUGGAUUCUUGCUGCAUGAACAUGGCUAGCUUUUUGGGCUGAUGACGCACAAUAAAGAAACGAGACCGUGGCGGGCAGAUUCAUUCGUCUUGAAAAGCAACGCACGCCUAUGAAUCUUGUAUUCCCGAUCUGCAUCUGCUUCGUGAAAUUUGGAAAGGAAGUGUCACAACCACAACAGGUCGAACAUGUCCCGACAUCAUGGUAUGGAUCAUGCGCGAUGUGAGAAGUCGUCAAAUAAGUCUAAAGUGGAAAUGAUAAAAGAUUUCUUGCAUUUAACUUUAAGAAAAAGAACAAAUCAAGAUGUAUAAAAGUCCUGUCUUGCACGCAAAGGUAAGGUGAAACUCACUUGGGCUCACCACCAGGCUCCGCCUGAGAAAGGCUGGGGCUACAGGUCGCGCCGUUUAGGCACAUAGCGAGAGGCUCCGCUAUGUAUCGCAAUUUCAAUGGCGCUAAUACUUGUUUCCGCUUCGCUCUUAGGAAAGUGCACGUACAGGCUCUCUCCUCGUCGACGCGUUGGGCGGGGUAUAAAGUAGGCGUCUGAUGCCUAGAAUUGUUGAACGCAAGCGCACUGUCGCUUUUCUGCGUGACGUGUCAUCUUUCGUGAUAGUUUUUGACGAGUUUCACCGCGCGCUCUCAUAUGUGGCAGUGGUGCUCCCGCCUCCGACUCCGACAGCGAUCAGAGCUGGUCAUACCAAUACUUUUUCGCAUUAUGCAGCGCGAAAACGGUUGUCUGAACACGUACAAAGGCGUACAGAUGUUUGACUCACUUUCUGGGAAAUAUGCAUUUUUAGCAUUGUAUCGGAUGCUACAAUAUCUAUAUCAUGUUCAAAUAUUUCUAUCUUCUCUAUGACUAUGUGGAUAUUCUAUAUAUAGAUCCGUAGGUGAAAAGCAAAAGUCUAAAACUAAAUCUUGUGUGAGUAUUAAUAUGUGUGCUGUACUAGUUUUGCGCAGCAUAGAUGCGGAAUGACAACGAUUUUGACUCCUCGGCGCUAUCGGAGUCGCCGCCUCCACCGAAGGAGCUCGAUUACCUCGGCACAGGCAGUGGAAAAACCAAGUCCUCUGGGCUGGGCUUGCACCAUCAAGGCACCAAGGGAGUCGGCAGCGCUGCCGGUGCGUACUCCUCCCAGACGUCGAGUGGCACCCCUGGGCUUUCCUCUGGCGCCGCAAUCAGUAUGCACCUGGGAGGCUGGGGACACCAACCGGAGAGAAUACAGCCUCGAUUCCACUCGAUCGCACCCACAGGAACUGCAACGUUCACUUCCACCACGUCCUCGUCUGGCGGCUCCGCUGCAAAGGGAAGCACAGCGUAUCAUAUGUGGAACUGAAGGAUCUUCUCCAACAACUAAGAACUCCACUUUUUUUAUUUCGUACUAGAGUUACCCGACAAAAUGGCAGCUAAGAAUGCGCCGCAAAGCGAGCCCGGGGUCGUGCCUUGGUGCCGUUCUGUGAGGAGCCUCAGGAUUCUGUUUCUUUUUGUUUCACGGUGUUACGUCGAAAGCAUUAUCGACGCAGUGAAUUGAAUUAUUGCAGCUUUGCGAUGAAGAGUAAACAAACGUGUGAUAUUAAUCAUCUUCAUCGUGGUCGGAUUCCCAUCAGCAUCUACGUCUUUAUAUUUUAAGUGAAGAUAAAGUUGUAAAAAUUGAAUUUGAAAGAGCGCAAAGCAAGGUUGUCGAACAGUAGACCUGCGCCACAUGAUACAGCUUCAUCCCAGCAGCACAACGUUGACCACAUUGGCGCCGGACGUGCCGCACCUCCAGGAGGUCCGCACGCGACGGGGGACCAGCGCGAGAAGAUAAAUCACUUUCACCCCGGGGUGACUAGGCCGCCGCCGGGCCCCGCCGAGUCUAGCGCGAGAAAAGAGUUCGGCGGUCAGCGAGUGUCAGGUCAGCCGAUGUCGUCGUCGAACAUGACUGAAGACAACUCCGGAAAUCAUGACCAGUCAGCUGCCCACGUUUAUUCCGGUGCAGCUGCCGGUGCAGCGCAGGUACCUUACCAUCAAUACCUUCCCCAAAACACCAACUCCAAAACUUCGACAAGCAGCAGUAGCUCCCGCGCAGUAGUUGGUGGUCCGUCUGCACGCUCCGGCGGCCUAGUCGGUCCUGGCGCAGCGGGCGGCCAGUACGACUACGAUCAACACCAGCACUGGAACGCGUACAAUUACCCCCCGCAACAGCCCUAUCAUGCACAUGAUCCGCGAGCUGGUGGCUCGGCAUCAGCUGCUACCUAUCAGCCUCCGCACCAGCGCGGCGGAGGGGCGAGCGGCUACUCUACUCCGGCCUCCGCGGGUACAGCGGAUAUGUUGGCCAAAGGGUCUUCCAUGAAACGCACAGGUGGGACCAGCUGGGCCACGACGGGCAGCUCCAAGGGUGCGCAGGCGACGACCAGCACAAGCAAAAGCAAAACGCAGCAGCAACUACACAAGAAUAACGCAGGAGGAACACACAAGAAUAACGGAGGAGGAACAGCAGGACCGCUGGCUCCAGCUAAAAACGUUAAUGCAUCCGCCGCUGCAUCCGCCGCGCCAGUCGGCUACGACGUGGCUGCAGCUACUCAAGAAAGCACAGCGGUAGGAACUACAGGAGUUCAACUGGCGCCGACGGCUGGCACCGCGGGAGCCCCGUCUACUUCAGCUCGUGGCCCACGACCUGAUGGCGUUGAUGGAGGCAGUGAGCAACCACCUCUCACGCAGUUUGGUGCCCCGCCCUCGGCUUACCCGCAGGCACACCAGCACCCCGGUUUAUUUGCAGCCCAGGCGCCCACAAGUGAGGGGCGCUGGCACCAGCACCAACUGCGCGAUGGUGUCCCUAGUAAAGGAGGGAUGACACCGACACCCACGUCGUCGCAGUACCGGGAGGUGGGGCCGAAACUGACGGCUCAGUAUGAGGUACCAGAUCAGGACGACGGCAGCAACUUGGCAAGUUGGCCAUACGGAGCAGCCGUAUCUUCUCACUCCCACUUAGACGGAGGUUCCUCUACUUACGCAGGAGGACACAAAUACAGCACUCUCGUUAUGGGCACAGCGCCCGGAUUUGCCGCAACCGGGAAUGCGCCUCCCAGUGGCGCAGCUCUAGCUGCAGGGGCAGCUCCUCCUGCUUCCGGUCUAUCAUCCGUCCCGCGCCCAGGCGGUGCGGAGCGUUCUCAGCAUGAGCAGCACAUGACCCGCGUAUGGCUCGCUCAGGUGCCCAUACAAUCUCAACUGUUCUUCCGAUCAUUCGCGGACGUGGGCUUCUCUUUCAUAGGAAAAGUGCACGACGGUAAUCUAUGUAGUUGUAAACAGGGCAGUGUGCUAGAUCGAUCUUGGUAGCUAACGGUGUUUAGACAACACGACAGGGACAGACCAAACCAUCACUGCCGGCCUCAGUUUUCACUUGGAAUGAUUGACAUAAGUAUGUACGUAGUAUAUACGUUUCACAUACUAGUCACAGUAGCGACGCCUGAGAUUGUGGCACAACCUGAACGGACCAUAGCACGCGCUUCAGGGGCCGCCCUACACGGCAGUAUUCGAUCCGGCGACACAAACGAGCCAGCAGGGCUCCUCCAACAACUCGCAGAGUCUUCAUUCCGCGUACCCGAACAGUGCGACGAUGGUGCCCUGGUAUGUUGAGGGCACAACCUCUAGCAUGGACAAACAGGAAGCAUACGAUCCGUGGCCUGCUCAGUUGAAUUCUUGGGGCGUUUCUGCCACCGGUGGCGCGCCUGCGACUGCCCUCGGCAGCGCGCAACCGGGGGCCGCCGGGCUGAACGCAUCCAAUCACCAGCUCACGCGGCCAUUUGCCCAGCAGACCAGCGAAACAGAUAUGAACUGGCGCGCGGUGAGCUCGAGCAGCACAGGGCCGGCCAGUGGGAGUGCGCUGCCUGGCUACAGGAAUCCUUCUGCACCUCCACCUCCGCAGCAUGAUGUGCAUUAUACCUGUUCUCAAGAAGUAACUUCCAGUUCGAAUCUACUAGCACCGGGCACCACCACCUCCAGCACUUGGGUGGGCGGCAGCGCAGCAGCCGUGGUGGCCAUAACAGCCCCUGCUACCGAAGCUUCCAGCGCCACCGUCACUACAUCUUCGAAAUUUACAUUAUCCGACCAUGCAGUGCCGCUUCUUCAUCAGGUUCUUCCGACACAACUAGCAGGCGAAGAGGUGGUCCUCGGGGCCGGCGCCGGCACAUCUACUUCAACGGCAGGCGCUUCGACAGCGGCGCAGCAGCAUCAGCUGCCUGUUCCCGAUCCCCUACCACGGAGUGGAGGUCAGCGGUCCGAGACCCAGCCUCACCCCGAAUUGGAUGAAACGCCACGCGAUCUGUCGAGCGGUACGUCGCAGCAGCAGCUGGGCACGUAUUUACAACGCCGACGAUCGCGGCGUGGUAGCACCAAGAUGAUCGCGAAAAACGCUCCAAAUCUGCCGAGGAAAGAGGACUUUCUGGAGGACCGCGACACACCGAAUUCAGACACGGUAAACCUAACCGAAUCGCUAUCAAAUUGUUGAAAUCGGUUCCUGCGCGAUGUCCGUGUUUAAAAGGCUUCCGCUAGGCAGUAGGCAUAGCAUGUUCGUGCGUGGGCGGUAACACUGGGCAUGCAUAGCACCCAGCAAGCCCGCCCCCGCUCACGUAAUACUAAUAUUCGCAUGAUUUUAUUAACUGCGUCGCAACUACAAAUUAAUAUAUGAACAGAAUUUCGAAAAAUUUGCAACGGUGUUGCGUUCUCCAGUUUAUAGCCGAAGCAGUUGAGCUUGUGUUUCUGUUUAUCAGGACGCGCAGACUUCUUUGCGUCGGCGGUUGAAAAAAAUACGCUGUACUCGUCAGGUUUCGUAUGCCUGCAUGUAUGACCAGGGUGCGAGCAGACCGCUCUUCCCUCCUGCAGCACCAAUUUGUUGAAAUAAAUUGUACGACUGCCAAUGUUUUAGUCUUCACGGGGGGGGGCGGGGAACCGGGACCGUUUUCAAGGUGAGAUACACAGCCGCACCAAGGGGCUACCGACAGUGAGGAAAAUGAGCUGCCCUUCAACAAAACGGCCCCAGCGGGGUUUGGAUUUCGACGUGAUCGCUUCCUCCUAGAAGAGGGGGACGCCACUUAUUUUGAUGAGAACGGGGAGGAAAUGACCGGCCGUAGCUCUGGCCAGCAGUCAUAUUCUGCCAGUGCCACGGCCACUGCGGACGAGGUCGAGGAGUCCGCCACGGCUUUGGUGCGUAGUUUCGGUACGCAAAAUGACAGUUCGCCUCGAGAAGCCGAACAAGAGGUACAGCCCUCAUCACCUUCGCAGGCCCGUGCGCUCACACAGACCGAGCAGGUGGACCAGGCGGUAAUAACGAGCAGCAGGCCGCGCGCGCAUAAAGACGAGGCCCCUGCACUUUCUCCGCAGGAGGGUAGUGGUCGUGGUGGUCGUGAUUCUAGUUAUAGCGCAACAGCGAGAGCAGUACCCGAGACGUCCGGUGCUCCGCUCUCGGUUGGAAGCGGCAAAAUAAGGGAUGACGGGAAGCAGGGCCGCAACGUGAAACUUCGCGAAAUAAUAGACUAUCCCCAGAGCUAUGAUGACCAGACCACAUCAGGGUCAGGCAUCAUCGACACUAAGCAGGCUGUGCCAGGCCUUAGCCAGGGCAUGAUGAUGACUCGCGGCGAAACCGCAGAUAGGACGGAGCAGGCCAACGCUGCCCCGCAGCGGCAGGAGGGUGAUGAAGAGGAGAAGAACAAGAAGAAGCGCGUCAGUCCCGCGUCGUCGUCGGGGACCGCAACGACUUCUCGGCCCCCACGUGUGGUUCCCAACACGACCAUUUCCACUCUUUCGUCGUCGUCCUCACAGCGAGAGCGACACGUAGGAAAAUGCGAAGAGCCUCUUAUCCCCUACUAAACAGAGAAAAUGAAAAUGAAGAAAACGAGUUUGUGUCAACGCGUGCUCAUUAGUGAUUCUGACUGCUAAUUCUUGUUUUUUGUGGACACACAAAGAAGGUGUAGUGGAAAGGGCAGCUGUGUGGAAACGCUAUGCUUAUCCAGCAUGACAGGAGGCAGGGACAAACGUUGCCGCUGCGCUGCCCCGGCGAAAGACGUCCAGCAUGACCGGAAAUUGUUAGCAAAUUAGCCGCAUCCAUGCCCUCCCAUAAGGAACUGUCUUGUUCUUGCGAGGCAACAGCUUGAUCUGUUUGUAUACAUUGCGCUGCAAAAGAAAGUAGCAGUAGGAUCUCUGUUUAUGAAGAGAAGAAGCAUUUUUCCGCAGGAACACACGGGCCGAUGAUCCAUGACUCGUCUGCAAGCACAGAGGACGCAACAGAAACGAUGCUAGCCGGACGCGAGAAAGCACAAGUGAGCGAAACUGAUCGAGCCUCGCUGCUUGCCUUGUUCGUGAUUGCUUUCCUCUCCGGCUUUGCAGCAGUUGCACUGCCCAGCAUGCACGAAAUUGCCGCCCGACAGCGGGACAUUGUGGCAAUGGUGCGCCCUCGUUCUGCGGAGCUCGCGGCUCAGGCAACCCGGAGGAGAAGUCCUGGGCCUUCCACAGCUACUGACACUGCUAGCACAGCUACAGCGCGACGGCAAGCAGUGGCAACCCCCCAUGUUCCAGUUUCUUCACCCACCUUAUGGAAAAGACAAGCCACUUUGUCUUAGUACGUUUCUCAGUGUAGUGCUGCUCCUGACGUACAUCAUCAAAUUUAGCGUCAAGAUUCCGCUUCCAGUACAACUUUAGUGAUUAACGAAGACCGCUGAGACUGGGAAGGGCGAGUAUUGCCAUCAGUUCAACAUCAAGCAGCGGCCUGAGCUUUCUUUUUGCAUGUUGACAGGUUACCCCAGAUGAAACGCAAAAUCAUCAUCAUGCUAAUCACGUUCUGCUGCUUCUGUGGCCCUUUUGCAAAUGAGACACACCAUAAUUUGGGCUUAGAAUGCGAAUUGGCAGAGCCGAAGUAUGAAUGCUUUUCUGGCCAAGUGAAUAGCUACGAGGAGCAGGGCUUCAAAUAUGAAUUGAAUUUGAAACCCGGAAUCAGGAGGAAUGAUCGAGGGCACUGAAAAACGUUUUCAACUCCAUCCUUUCCCUGGGCAGACGCAAAAAGCGCAGACGCAUGGGCCAAAGCCGUGAAGCUGUUGGAGAAGAACGACUUUUCCGCUGCAGAAGGCGCGCUGCUUCCGUUGAGUCAUGGAAAAUCAGAGGCCUCGCGAAAAGCCCAGCUCGCUCGCGCGUUCGCAUCCAUUAGUCAGGGACUACGGCUAACAGACGCGCGAAAGGAAAUCGCUACCCUCGUAGCUGCUGCCGUAUGGGAUGAAACAUGUGAUCUGCCAGUGCCAGGCUGCUGCUGGAUAGUCCGAAAGAAAAUGAAACUCAACUUUUUAUGCCUUCUAUUUUCGUGGUGCAACUACAAACCAAAAGCACUCCAGAUUGCAUGCUGAUGGAGAAAUUGCGCGCUUUAUUUAUUCGGCGUGCUCUUGAUGUUGGUGUGCGUUUAUUUCUAUUUGCUUGACGAGGAAAAUCAGAGAGGAAUGUAUCAAAGCGGAAGUGUGGGGCUUCAUUUCUUGGAGCCCGCAGCAGUGCUGAAGGUGGUCACACGCUUCCUCUUUAUAUGCCGAGCCGCAUCACGGGGGGUCCUCGACUGCGGUGCUGUCUUUGUGUGGGGUUGCGCAUAAUACGGAGGGUUAUCUUCGUUUUCUAGUGGACAGCGAUCCGCGCGGCGCUGUGCGAAGCUUUCUGCAGGCCGUUCGUUGUCAGGAACUGAACCCUUAUCCCUGGAGUAAUCUUGGUGUGGCUGCCUUGUACCUCAAUGAACUGGAGCUGGCCCGUGCUGCUUUGGGUGCCGCCCUGCGGAUGGCACGGCGGGCGCAGCACAUCUUUCCGCUACAGUUCUUCCAGCGCAACCAUGAGCUCGCAGAGGCUUUAUCACACGGCGAGCCCGUUGCGAGCGAUCCGCAGCUCGGACUCUAUUUUCUCGAAGACACGGACCCACGCCUGCUUUCCUGA